Aspergillus puulaauensis is the source of this 540-nucleotide messenger RNA. RefSeq names its product hemerythrin domain-containing protein. The record is from RefSeq and is a predicted model, not a curated record. The transcript is spliced from 2 exons. Bases 1 to 540 code for a protein of 179 amino acids. NCBI's taxonomy places the organism in Eukaryota, Fungi, Ascomycota, Eurotiomycetes, Eurotiales, Aspergillaceae.
AUGGACGCGCCGCUCUCACCAGCCGACUUCCGCAUUUACAACCGCCUCGCCUCGCAAAUGGAGCAAAUUCACAACGGAUUCCGGAACACAUGGACCCAACUCAAACAAGCUUGCCCCCUAGAUUCCCAAGCCCAACCCAACUCAUAUCCUGCAACAGAUGGUGACGAUGAAGACGCCUCAAAUGACGAAAUAAUUAUGCUGGGCCUAUCCUUCUGUGAAGGUCUAUCAAUGCACCACUCGAUCGAAGAGCGGUUCAUCUUCCCGCUUCUUGCGGCGCGGAUGCCCGAGUUUGGGACAUCGGGCAUUUUAGCCGAGCAGCAUGAACUUAUUCAUGAUGGGCUUGUGAAGCUGCGUGGGUAUUUGAAUAGGUGUGAGAGGGAGGGUGAGGAGGAGGCGUUGGAUAGGAGUGAGGUUAGGAGGUUCAUGGAGGCGUUUGAGCAGCUGCUUUGGGAACAUCUAGAUGGGGAGGUGGCGGUCUUGGCUGGGGAGAAUAUGAGACGCUUUUGGAGUUUAGAGGAGGUGAGAAGAUUUCCUAUGUAA